UAAGACCCGAAGAAGAAGAAGGAGGAAGAAGAUGAACAUGCUUUUCAAGCUCAUGUUAGUCUACUCUGUUUGACAACACACAGUAGAUAUGCCUCUAAUAGUGAUGUGUGGUUACCCCUGUAGUGGUAAAACACGACGGGCAGAAGAACUGAAGUUGUAUUUUGAACAGAACACGGACCGAAAGGUUCAUAUUGUGGCUGACGGAGCUCUGGACGUUGACAAAAACACUGUUUACGCAGAUUCCCAAAAGGAAAAAAAUGUCAGAGCAUCUCUGAAAGCUCAAGUAGAGAGGACAGUCAACAAGGAUCACAUUGUAAUUUUGGAUUCAUUAAAUUACAUAAAAGGCUACCGCUAUGAACUGUUCUGUCUCAUCAAACACACACAGACACCGCACUGCCUGGUAUACUGUUUGACGUCAGAGCAAGUGAGUUCAACAUGGAACACCAGCAGAGAGGCUGCGGAGCAGUACACUCAGGAGAUCUUUGAUGCAUUGGUGCUGAGAUUUGAAGCUCCAGACUCCAGAAACCGAUGGGACAGUCCCCUCUUCAGCAUCCUGGAAGACGACACACUUCCAUAUGAAGCCAUCUCUGACGCACUUUUCAAAAGAAAAGCACCCCCACCCAACCAGUCCACACAGAGUCAACCAUUGUCAUCUGCAAAUUUCUUGUACGAGUUGGACAAGAUCACACAAGAUGUGUUAAUGGCAAUUUUUAAUGCACAGAAGACAAGUGUUCCCGGGGAUCUCAUUUCAGUCCCAGGAGCUACAGAAAAGAUUGAGCUCACGAGGAGCGUCAACAUGGCAGAGCUGAGGAAGUUACGGCGCCAGUUCAUCAGCUACACCAAGAUGCACCCAACGGAGAACACCGGACACAUUUCCAACAUGUUUGUGCAGUAUUUAAAUAAGAGUCUUCACUAAACUUUUAUAUCGUUUCAUUUUUUUUAUUUUACGUAACAAAUAAAUAUAUUCA
Messenger RNA from Morone saxatilis (striped sea-bass), 968 nucleotides. RefSeq names its product KTI12 chromatin associated homolog (gene kti12). The record is from RefSeq and is a predicted model, not a curated record. The transcript is spliced from 9 exons. NCBI's taxonomy places the organism in Eukaryota, Metazoa, Chordata, Actinopteri, Moronidae. The coding region runs from base 89 to 916 and encodes 275 amino acids.